CGGAAAACAACCCCAGCCGCAGAAUAGAAGCCAACCACGAUCCAUUCCUUUCACGUAGCAGCAGUAGCCCAGGACAAGAUCACCCAUUCUUUCUUUUCAUUUUUCUGAAGAAAACCCCAGCCGCACGAGUUCGUUUUUUUCCCUAGUUCACUUAGCCGCAGAACACAAGCAGCCGUAGCCAGUAGUAGCUCAUAUUUUUUUUCUUUCUGUUCGUAGUUAAACCGGCCGCCGUAGAAGAUCAUCCACUUUUUUCCUAUUCGAAGCACAAAAACAAGUAGCCGCAGGGGAUUUCUUUUUUUCUGUUCAUUCACUCUUAGCGGCAGCAGCGUUUUCGGGCUUCUACUUGUCAAUUAGCCGCAGCCGGCAGUAACUAGAAGACCAGCAGCCGCACCGCACAAUUCUGUCAUUCUAAACACUGCAGCGAGUUCAUUCUCUUCUUCUUCACUGAGCAGCAGCAAGGAGAUACCAGGCUUCACUUUUCUUCAUUUUCUUUCAAUUCAAUUUACAUUCCAAGCAAGAAUUGUAAGUUUCAGCAUUUUUUACAUACUAGUUCGUGAACUUAGAUUAAAUUUCGAAUUGGUUUGUCUCUAAUUAGUAAUUUCAGAAUUUUUCCAUUAAUUACUUAUAAUUCAAGUUUUAUUUCUAGCUCCAUAUCAUGCUUAUCAAUAUUAUUGUGAUGUUAAUUUUAAUUAUGAGUAGCUAAUUUUUAUAUAGGGUUUGAAUUGGGGCUAGGGUUCAUGGGUUCUUGAGGGUGUGAAUUUAGUUUUUCUGAAAUUCAAUUAAUUUUCUGGAAAAUUGUAUAAGAUUAAUCAUAAUUGUCUAUAUGAAUUUGAUCACCUCAUAUAUGAAUUUUUGGAUUUAAUUCAAUUCUUGUCCAUGAGAAAUUGAGUUAAAUUAGCUUGGGUCUUAUACAAACAAUCUGAUCUUAGAAGUAAGUUAGGAUUGUGGAAAUUUGAUUUAAUUCUUGUCUAUGAGAAUUUAUUUCAUAUUCUUUCUAGGAAUUAUUGAAAAUUAAUUUACUUAAUUCUAAUCCCGAAAGAACAUCCAGAACCCGAACCAUCCAAUUUGAACCCUGUUUUACUAUCUUGAAUCAAUUUAAUUUUGUUUCUUUUCACUCUAUUUAUUUUUGCACUUGAUUUUUUUAAACCACCCAAAAUCAUUAUUUGGAAAGAUUACCAUGACUUGUGCUAGCCUGUGAUCACGGACUGUAUGUAAAAACUUCCCUUUUGCCACUCCUUGAGCGACGAUACUCGUGGUCUGGUUAUUCUUCGGAUUAGCCAACUACGUUUUACUCACUAAAAAAAUACACCGAUCAAAUGGCGCCGUUGCCGGGGAGUGGCACGGUUGUUUGUUAAGUACUUUUCUGUGGAAUAGGUAAAAGCAAGUCGGUGAGACUUUCUAUUUUUUUCUGUUAUUUGUGUUUGUUUUUGGUGUUCUUUGCACGUGAACUAAGUUGCAGGAACAAGUGUAUACGCACUCGCUCCUCGGGGGAACAAGAUCUAAUUGCAGGGUAUUCUAAUCCUGAACGCUUAUUCCGAGGAAGAGCUUAAAGGAGUUUGCUAAAAGACUUGGAGAAAAUGGCUAAUCAGACAACUCUAGAGACGUUGACGCCUAACUAUUUGGCGAGAAAUAGCAUUGGUGCACCCACCAUUGAGGCCAACAAUUUUGAAAUCAAGCCGGCCAUGAUUCAGAUGCUUGCUAAUAAUCCAUUCUGUGGAUACGCCCAUGAAGAUCCAAUGGAGCAUAUUGAGAGCUUUAUUCAGACUUGUGCCACGUUCAAAUAUAAUGGAGUGUCCAGCGAAGCAGUCAGGUUGACUUUAUUCCCGUUCUCGUUGAAAGACAAAGCUUCACGGUGGCUCCGUAGCUUUCCAAACGGGCAUUUUGAUACAUGGGAGAAGCUUCAUCAGGCCUUUAUGCAGGAGUAUUUUCCUCCCUCUGCCGCUAUCAAGGUUCAGACGGAAAUUCUCAAUUUCACUCAAGCUCCGACCGAAUCUUUCAGUGAAGCAUGGGAUAGGCUGAAGACGUUGAAAAGGAAGUGCCCUGAAACAUUCAUGAAUGUAGCAACUAUUAUGUGCAGAUUUUAUAAUGGGCUUCGAUUGGAGUAUAUGAGAGAGCUAGAUCGGGCAUCUCAAGGGGGUAUGUUUCUGAAAUUAUCCCCACAGGCAGAAGAGCAAAUAAUUGAAAACUUGGCUUCAAAUGACAAGUAUUGGUAUGCGGGUAGACCUUAGGCGCCAAGCUAGGCGUGCCUCUCAGGGAAAUUCGGGUCAGGGAAGUCGGGGAGCUUCAAUGGCCAUUCCUGCGGCGUCACAGGGAGUGCAGGGAGGAGGUUUCUGUGUAAGAGUCUCCAAAUACCUCAAGGAGGCUAGGGCCUUGGGGUGAAAAUCAUUUGAUGGCAAGGGCGACAUAUCGGUGACUGCCGAUUGGAUCAAGAAGCUGAAUGAUGCUGCUAGGGAUAUGCAGAUCUGACUCGACGUGAAGUUGACAGUUGCCACCAGGUUACUAGAGGGGGUAACUGCAAUAUGGUGGGAAGGCGUGGAAGGGAAGUUCCACGGUGAGACCACAUGGGAGAAAUUCGAAAUAGAAUUUUAUAAUCAGUACUAUUCAGAGUUUGAGAAAAACCAGAAGAGGAAGGAGUACAUGACUUUGGUACAAUAGGAGGAUUGCUCGGUAAGACAAUUGGAACAGAGGUUCCGGGACUUGGCACGAUACAUACCUGAGUACGCCAUGGAUGAGAAUCGUAUGGCCAACCACUUCUGGGAUACCCUACAGUUGGAUAUCCGUGAUCGGGCUACCUACAAUCAUCACAUGACGUUUAGUGAGAUUGUUUAUCAGGGGCUCCUUGGGGAACCCAAGUGGAACAAAAGAAAGAAGAGAGACGCCGAUGAGGCGAAGAAGAGGAGAUGGGAGAAUUCUGGACCCCAAGACCAUUCUCGGAAGCAUCACGCCGGUAAUGGAAGUUCAUUUAGGGCGCCAGCACCACCGGCAAAGAAGAGUAAGGGCCCAGGAGGGCAAGGGCACAGCUCGGGGAGUGUGAGACCACUAAGGUCAAGUAUUUUAUAUGUAUAUAUGGUAUGUAUCACCCUAUUUUAAAUGGAAAUGACCUACGCGUCAAACAUAUUUUAUUUCUGCA
Molecule: messenger RNA, 3130 nt
Organism: Cuscuta epithymum
Lineage: Eukaryota; Viridiplantae; Streptophyta; Magnoliopsida; Solanales; Convolvulaceae
Source: the annotation of a GenBank genome assembly